CUGCAAUAUUUCAGUGGUUCUCUUCCGGUUUUUUGCGCCGGUACUCGGAGGCCCCGCCCCUCGACCCGGCCCUUCUUCCUGCGACCGAGAUUUGUUGUGCUCUCGCGAGAACUCUCCCUCUUCCUAGGCCGGCGCUCAGCGAGGUGGGCGGUGCCAUGUUCAGUUCCAGCGCCAAGAUCGUGAAGCCCAAUGGCGAGAAGCCAGACGAGUUCGAGUCUGGCAUUUCCCAGGCUCUAUUGGAGUUGGAGAUGAACUCUGAUUUAAAGGCUCAAUUAAGAGAGCUGAAUAUCACAGCAGCUAAGGAAAUUGAAGUUGGUGGUGGCAGAAAAGCUAUCAUCAUUUUUGUUCCAGUUCCUCAGCUAAAAUCCUUUCAGAAGAUCCAAGUACGACUAGUUCGUGAAUUGGAAAAAAAAUUCAGUGGCAAACAUGUGGUCUUCAUUGCUCAGAGGAGAAUUCUUCCUAAGCCAACAAGAAAAAGCCGUACAAAAAAUAAGCAAAAGCGUCCAAGAAGCCGAACUUUGACUGCUGUGCAUGAUGCAAUCCUUGAAGACCUGGUCUUUCCAAGUGAAAUUGUUGGCAAGAGAAUCCGUGUGAAACUAGAUGGCAGCAGACUCAUAAAAGUCCAUUUGGAUAAAGCACAGCAGAACAAUGUGGAGCACAAGGUAGAAACAUUUUCUGGCGUUUAUAAGAAGCUGACAGGCAAAGAUGUUAAUUUUGAAUUCCCAGAGUUCCAGCUGUAAAUGCAGCAAUGAUUAAAUAAAAUCCAUUGUUCAUAA
Messenger RNA from Monodelphis domestica (gray short-tailed opossum), 776 nucleotides. It is a transcript of the gene RPS7, whose product is annotated as ribosomal protein S7. Gene Ontology annotation, molecular function: structural constituent of ribosome. The record is from RefSeq and is a predicted model, not a curated record. Lineage: Eukaryota; Metazoa; Chordata; Mammalia; Didelphimorphia; Didelphidae. Gene Ontology annotation, biological process: rRNA processing; translation; ribosomal small subunit biogenesis. Gene Ontology annotation, cellular component: cytosolic small ribosomal subunit; 90S preribosome; ribosome.